GCCAGGACCCUGGCCAGACAGACGUGGGCCAGCCUCAGCGCCGACAGCAAACGCGCAGAUAGCAGAGCCAUCCACGGGGUCCAGGGCAUCUAGGGCAGAGGCGGCAGAAGACAGAAUUCUUCCUCCUCCCGUGCUGUGGCCAGCUGAGAAGUUUGUGGUUGCUGGGCUCUUCGAAGGCCAAUGUUAACUUUCAUUGGAAACCUCUGUUUUUCUCCCUCAGCCCGGAUAUUGUCAGCCUGGGUUGUUACUGCUGUCUCUGACCACAUUUCCCAAGGUUGAACCAUGAUUCCGGUGACAGAGCUCCGCUACUUUGCGGACACGCAGCCAGCGUACCGGAUCCUGAAGCCGUGGUGGGACGUGUUCACUGACUACAUCUCCAUCGUCAUGCUGAUGAUCGCGGUCUUCGGGGGCACGCUGCAGGUCACCCAGGACAAGAUGAUCUGCCUGCCUUGUAAGUGGGUCACCAAAGACUCCUGCAACGACUCGUUCCGGGGCUGGGCGGCCCCUGGCCCAGAGCCCACCUACCCCAACUCCACAGUCCUGCCGGCCCCGGACACAGGCCCCACGGGCAUCAAGUACGACCUGGACCGGCACCAGUACAACUAUGUGGACGCUGUGUGCUACGAGAACCGCCUGCACUGGUUCGCCAAGUACUUCCCCUACCUGGUGCUCCUGCACACGCUCAUCUUCCUGGCCUGCAGCAACUUCUGGUUCAAGUUCCCGCGCACCAGCUCGAAGCUGGAGCACUUCGUGUCUAUCCUGCUUAAGUGCUUCGACUCUCCCUGGACCACACGGGCCCUGUCGGAGACGGUGGUGGAGGAGAGUGACCCCAAGCCGGCCUUCAGCAAGAUGAACGGCUCCAUGGACAAGAAGUCAUCGACGGUCAGUGAGGACGUGGAGGCCACCGUGCCCAUGCUGCAGCGGACCAAGUCUCGGAUCGAGCAGGGCAUCGUGGACCGCUCGGAGACGGGCGUGCUGGACAAGAAGGAGGGAGAGCAGGCCAAGGCACUAUUUGAGAAGGUGAAGAAGUUUCGGACCCACGUGGAGGAGGGGGACAUCGUGUACCGCCUCUACAUGCGGCAGACCAUCAUCAAGGUGAUCAAGUUCAUCCUCAUCAUCUGCUACACCGUCUACUACGUGCACAACAUCAAGUUCGACGUGGACUGCACCGUGGACAUCGAGAGCCUGACGGGCUACCGCACCUACCGGUGUGCCCACCCCCUGGCCACGCUCUUCAAGAUCCUGGCCUCCUUCUACAUCAGCCUGGUCAUCUUCUACGGCCUCAUCUGCAUGUACACGCUGUGGUGGAUGCUGCGGCGCUCACUGAAGAAGUACUCGUUCGAGUCCAUCCGCGAGGAGAGCAGCUACAGCGACAUCCCCGACGUCAAGAAUGACUUUGCCUUCAUGCUCCACCUCAUCGACCAGUAUGACCCGCUCUACUCGAAGCGCUUCGCCGUCUUCCUGUCAGAGGUGAGCGAGAACAAGCUGCGGCAGCUGAACCUCAACAACGAGUGGACGCUGGACAAGCUGCGGCAGCGGCUCACCAAGAAUGCACAGGACAAGCUGGAGCUGCACCUGUUCAUGCUCAGUGGCAUCCCCGACACCGUGUUCGACCUGGUCGAGCUGGAGGUUCUGAAGCUGGAGCUGAUCCCGGACGUGACCAUCCCGCCCAGCAUCGCCCAGCUCACGGGCCUCAAGGAGCUGUGGCUGUACCACACAGCGGCCAAGAUCGAGGCGCCCGCGCUGGCCUUCCUGCGUGAGAACCUGCGGGCGCUGCACAUCAAGUUCACAGACAUCAAGGAGAUACCGCUGUGGAUCUACAGCCUGAAGACGCUGGAGGAGCUGCACCUGACGGGCAACCUGAGCGCGGAGAACAACCGCUACAUUGUCAUCGACGGGCUGCGAGAGCUCAAGCGCCUGAAGGUGCUCCGGCUCAAGAGCAACCUGAGCAAGCUGCCGCAGGUGGUCACGGACGUGGGCGUGCACCUGCAGAAGCUGUCCAUCAACAACGAGGGCACGAAGCUCAUCGUGCUCAACAGCCUCAAGAAGAUGGUGAACCUGACGGAGCUGGAGCUGAUCCGCUGCGACCUGGAGCGCAUCCCCCACUCCAUUUUCAGCCUCCACAACCUGCAGGAGAUCGACCUCAAGGACAAUAACCUCAAGACCAUCGAGGAGAUCAUCAGCUUCCAGCACCUGCACCGCCUCACCUGCCUUAAGCUGUGGUACAACCACAUCGCCUACAUCCCCAUCCAGAUCGGCAACCUCACCAACCUCGAGCGCCUCUACCUGAACCGCAACAAGAUCGAGAAGAUCCCCACCCAGCUCUUCUACUGCCGCAAGCUGCGCUACCUGGACCUCAGCCACAACAACCUGACCUUCCUCCCCGCCGACAUUGGCCUCCUGCAGAACCUCCAGAACCUGGCCAUCACGGCCAACCGGAUCGAGGCGCUGCCCCCGGAGCUCUUCCAGUGCCGCAAGCUGCGGGCCCUGCACCUGGGCAACAACGUGCUGCAGUCACUGCCCUCGCGGGUGGGCGAGCUGACCAACCUGACCCAGAUCGAGCUGCGGGGCAACCGGCUGGAGUGCCUGCCCGUGGAGCUGGGCGAGUGCCCGCUGCUCAGGCGCAGCGGCCUGGUGGUGGAGGAGGACCUGUUCAACACCCUGCCGCCCGAGGUCAAGGAACGGCUCUGGAGGGCCGACAAGGAGCAGGCCUGAGCGCGGGCGGGCGGCCGAGCACCGAGCCGGCCCCGAGCGGCCAGCAGCGGGACCCCGAGGAGCCCGCAGGCCCAGGAACCCAGAUUCCCCGGGACCACCAGCCCAGCCUCUCGGAGGGCAGGAGCCUGGGGCCAGAUGUGAGCUGGGCCCGUGGCAGGACAGUACCUGAGGGGCUGGCCCCUUUUCUCCCUCUGAGACACGUGCCCCCAGGACAGGCGCCUGUAGGGGAGAUCAGAGACCUGGAGUCUGUCUCAGCGCAGUAUCCGGACAAUCAGGGCCUCCUCCCCAGAGGCCACCUCUGCCCCAGAGGCUGAGCCCACGCCAGAGGUCCAGGGACGCCUCCUUAGCUCUUGGUAUUUAUUUUUCUCCACCUCCCGUCCCCUCCCUGCAGAUAACUUAUACAUUCCCCUGGAAGCUCAGCUCGGCUGGGGGUGUUUCAGGAAGGGUGGGCUGUGGUGCCGUCUCCUCUUAGGUGAUGCUGCUGCACGUAAUGCCCGCCCAGAGUGAGCAGAGUGGUCCAGUGGGAACCAGCCGCGGGGUGGUGGCCCCGGGGGUGCU
Molecule: messenger RNA, 3273 nt
Organism: Diceros bicornis minor
Lineage: Eukaryota; Metazoa; Chordata; Mammalia; Perissodactyla; Rhinocerotidae
Gene: LRRC8A
Product: leucine rich repeat containing 8 VRAC subunit A
Exons: 4
Coding region: 283-2715 (810 amino acids)
Molecular function (GO): protein binding
Source: RefSeq, a predicted model, not a curated record